Molecule: messenger RNA, 1292 nt
Organism: Marchantia polymorpha subsp. ruderalis
Lineage: Eukaryota; Viridiplantae; Streptophyta; Marchantiopsida; Marchantiales; Marchantiaceae
Source: the annotation of a GenBank genome assembly
UGUAUGCAAGAGAACAUCAUAGAAUACGUCGUGUAGGAAUUGUGACGAACUUUCCUUCGCGUUUUUGAGCAACUUUAAGACUGUAACAUUAAACCGAGAUGAUGGUGCUGCAACUCAAGAUUGGUCGAGCUAAAAAACACAAGGAAAUGGAGUGGCAGAACGAAAGCAUGUACUGUCUACUAUUUGAGUCCUCCAAGAAGCGUUACACCGACGUGCAAGGAAUGCAACAAAAGCCUGCUCGAAAGACCAAAGUAUCUCCUAACGCGCGAGACCGGUAUUGUCAUUUUCUGGCGCAUCGAGAGUUCGGUCGACAAAAUGGAGAUCGAUACAAACUCAGGACAGAAGAAGUUGAGUACUACGAAACCAGUGUGGAUAUGUGCAUGUCAGAGAUGUACUAUCAAAAGACGAAUUGCACAACAUGGAAAAAAAAAUUCAUGUCGUCUUAAAGACGCAAAGUAGCAGUCGAAGGUCGAGAUUUCUGUGACAUGUCUGCACAUUAGUCAAAGCCUCUGGAAGAUUACUGGGUUGUGAACAUAGUGUUCCCUUCCAAGUGCAAUCUGUUGCUGAAGGGAAAUAUUUAGAAGAGAGCAGCUUCCAUAUCCGAGCAACAUGUGAAAUCGGGCAUGAUGCUCGAUGAACUUCUAGACUUAUUUCCAGGUAAGCCUGAUGGAAUGUUUCACUGGCACUAGGACUUUGUGUACUGGCCCGUUACGGACUACACACGAACAGUUUCAAUUUUGGAUUGCAAUUGAUAAUGCCGGGGUUAAAAUAUAGAUGCAUACAGUUUGCUCCAUGAACACAUAUGGAGAAGAAUUUCAGGCAUCAUGGACCUUUGCAAGGACAUCGUGACAAGUCGCAUACUUUGACAGCUCUAUCAGCUAAGUAUGAUAUGUCAAAACUUGCUGAAGUUGGCAAAGCGAUGUGACUGUUCAUCACGAGAGAACCUUACAUGGGUCUGAUUUCAAUUCAAGCACUGAUAGCUGGAGACGCGCAUGGGUGGUGGCAUUUUGAUAUAAGAACCUUUGAUUAUGAAUGUAGUAUAGGAUUCACCCACUCCACUGAAUGCAGCAGGUCAGAAGAAUAUCCAGAACAGGUCAUGUUCUUCACCGUUACUAUAUAGAAAACUUUGGAGUCUCCUCAAAUCCUUAUUGAUCUAACGCUUUCCCUUGUUCACAGCAUCAUCCGACUGAGGUGUGAGAAGACAUAGUGCUUCCAUAUUUUUGAAGUAGUUUCAUUUAUCGUAUGUAUUUAGUGACUAGAAUAGUCGUGUCCGGAAGAACUUUUUCAUCCAA